GUCAUCAAUUAUGCAGGGUAGCCGCACGCACUGGGAAGGAAGAUAGCAGCAACAAUAUGGCGACAGCCGCAGUUACUCCCGACUCUUUUCUACAUCUGCAGUUCCGUGACAGCGGCCCGGAUUCCCGUUAAUGCGAGAAAAAAGCUGGAUGUCUGGGAUGGAAAACAAAUAAGGAGGAAAUAGCUGCAGGAUGAAAACAUGGCCGCACCCCUUCUUGCACCCCCAGGACCUGACAGCUUUAAGAAAUUCACCCCAGAGUCGCUCGCUAAUAUCGAGAAGCGCAUCAAGGAGGAGAAGAACAAGAAACCACCCAAGCCCAGAUCGGACAGUAGUCACCGCGACACAUCUGACGACAAUGAACCCAAGCCCAACAGCGACCUGGAGGCUGGGAAGAGCCUGCCGUUCAUCUACGGCGAUAUUCCUAACGGCAUGGUGGCCACGCCGCUGGAGGAUCUGGAUCCUUUCUAUCUGAACAAGAAAACAUUUAUAGUCCUAAACAAAGGGAAAACAAUCUUCCGCUUCAGUGCCACACCCUCCUUGUACAUCUUAAGUCCUUUUAAUCUACUUAGGCGAAUAGCUAUUAAGAUUUUGAUACAUUCGUUAUUCAGCAUGAUCAUCAUGUGUACCAUUUUGACCAACUGUAUAUUCAUGACAUUUAGUGACCCUCCGGAGUGGUCCAAACAAGUAGAGUAUACCUUCACGGGUAUCUACACAUUUGAGUCGCUCACAAAAAUUGUUGCCCGAGGUUUUGCUAUCGACGACUUCACUUUCCUCAGAGACGCAUGGAACUGGCUGGACUUCAUGGUCAUCUCAAUGGCAUACAUAACAGAGUUUGUGGACCUUGGGAAUGUCUCGGCGCUGAGAACGUUCAGGGUUCUCCGAGCAUUGAAAACAAUUUCUGUCAUUCCAGGCCUGAAGACCAUCGUGGGUGCUCUGAUCCAGUCCGUGAAGAAGCUGUCGGACGUGAUGAUCCUGACCGUCUUCUGUCUCAGCGUCUUCGCUCUGAUUGGACUGCAGCUCUUCAUGGGCAACCUCCGGCAAAAGUGCGUGAUCUGGCCAAUCAACAUGAGCGAACACUACCUGGCAAAUGGCAGCAGGGGCUUCGACUGGGACGAGUACAUCAUGAAUGACUCCAACUUCUACUUCCUCCCUAAUCAGCUUGAUGCUCUGCUGUGUGGAAAUAGUGGUGACUCAGGGCAAUGUCCAGAAGGCUUCACGUGUAUGAAAGCUGGAAGGAACCCCAACUAUGGCUACACCAGUUUUGACAGCUUUGGGUGGGCUUUCCUCACACUGUUCCGCCUCAUGACCCAAGACUUCUGGGAGAAUCUCUACAUGCUGACUCUGCGAGCUGCAGGAAAGACCUACAUGAUCUUCUUCGUGCUGGUCAUCUUCGUGGGCUCCUUCUACCUGGUGAAUCUCAUCCUGGCUGUGGUGGCCAUGGCGUACGAGGAGCAGAACCAGGCCACCAUCGAGGAGGCGGAGCAGAAGGAGGCCGAGUUCAAGGCCAUGCUGGAGCAGCUCAAGAAGCAGCAGGAGGAGACGCAGGCUGCCGCCAUGGCGACGUCCGCCGGCACGGUGUCGGAGGCCGCGCUGGAGGACGAGCGGGACGGCCAUCUGUCCCGCAGCUCCUCUGAGGUCUCCAAGCUGAGCUCCAAGAGCGCCAAAGAGCGUCGCAAUCGCAAGAAGAAGUGGCGUCAGAAAGAGCAGGAGAAAGAAAAGGGAGACAGCGAGAAAGUGGUGAAAUCGGAGUCGGACGACGGCAGCAAGAAGAGCACCAUUCGUUUCCCUGGCAGUCGGUUGGGGAGGAAGACUUCUAUCAUGAAUCAGUCGCUGCUCAGUAUCCCGGGCUCACCCUUCAUGUCCCGCCACAACAGCCGCAGCAGCAUCUUCAGCUUCAAAGGCCGCUCCAAGGACAUCGGCUCCGAGAACGAAUUUGCGGACGACGAGCACAGUACAGUGGAGGAGAGCGAAGACCGCCGAGGCUCCCUGUUUAUCCCUUACCGUCGCAACAGCUACAGCGGCUACAGCCAAGGCUCGUCCCGCAUUCACCCGCUGGCGCCCCACUCUGGAGGGAAGAGGAACAGCACAGUGGACUGCAAUGGCGUGGUGUCUCUCAUCGGCCCUGGGCCCGGCAGACGGCUUCUGCCUGAGACGACGGACGUGGAGAUGAAGAAGAAGCACGACUCUCUCAUGGUGUCAGUGGAUCAGCUCAACUCCUCCUUCAAAGGAAAAGAGCGGGCCAACAGUCAAAUGAGCGUCGUCACCAACACACUGAUAGAGGAGUUGGAGGAGUCUCAGAGGAAAUGCCCCCCAUGCUGGUACAAGUUUUCCAACGUCGUCCUCAUCUGGGAAUGCUGCCCCCUUUGGCUCAAGUUCAAGCACAUCGUCUACCUGAUCGUCAUGGACCCCUUUGUUGACCUUGCAAUCACCAUCUGCAUUGUUUUAAACACCCUUUUCAUGGCCAUGGAGCACUACCCUAUGACUGACGAAUUUGAGGCUGUCCUGUCAGUGGGCAACUUGGUUUUCACAGGUAUAUUUGCUGGGGAGAUGUUUGCUAAGCUGAUUGCCAUGGAUCCCUACUACUACUUCCAGGAAGGCUGGAACUGCUUUGAUGGCUUCAUUGUGACUCUGAGUUUAGUUGAGUUGGGCCUGUCUAAUGUGGAGGGUCUGUCCGUGCUCAGGUCUUUCCGAUUGUUAAGAGUGUUCAAACUGGCCAAGUCAUGGCCCACCCUCAACAUGCUGAUCAAGAUCAUUGGUAACUCAGUGGGAGCCCUGGGUAAUCUGACCCUGGUGCUGGCCAUUAUCGUCUUCAUCUUCGCCGUGGUGGGCAUGCAGCUGUUUGGCAAAAGCUACAAGGACUGUGUGUGCAAGAUCGCUCUAGACUGCGAGCUGCCACGCUGGCACAUGAACGACUUCUUCCACUCCUUCCUCAUUGUGUUCAGAGUGUUGUGUGGAGAGUGGAUAGAGACCAUGUGGGACUGCAUGGAGGUAGCGGGACAAAGCAUGUGCCUGAUCGUCUUCAUGAUGGUCAUGGUCAUCGGAAAUCUGGUGGUGCUGAACCUGUUUCUGGCUUUGCUGCUGAGCUCGUUCAGUGCAGACAAUCUUGCCGCAACAGAUGACGAUGGUGAGCCCAACAACCUCCAGAUUGCAGUGGUCCGCAUAAAGAAAGGAAUUGCCUGGUUCAAGACCAACAUGCACACUCUUGUAGCCACAGUGCUCAAGAAGCCUCCAAUGGAAGAUGAACAGAAACCAUUGGAUGAAAUGUAUGAAAAGAAGCUCAACUGCAUUGCAAACCACACAGUUGACAUCAACCGCGAACUGGACUACCCCAAAAAUGGCAAUGGCACCACCAGCGGCAUUGGAAGCAGUGUGGGAAAGUACAUGAUCGAUGAAGACUACAUGUCUUUUAUCCACAACCCCAACCUCACGGUUUGCGUGCCCAUCGCUGUUGGCGAGUCGGACUUCGAAAACCUCAACACUGAAGACUUCAGCAGCGAGUCAGAUGUGGAGAACAGCAAAGACCUGGAUGACACCAGUUCAUCUGAGGGAAGUACAAUAGACAUCAAGCCUGAUGUGGAGGAGGUGGCAGUGGUGGAGGUUGUGGAGGAGUACAUUGACCCAGAAGCCUGUUGGACAGACGAAUGUGUGGCCAAAUACAAAUGCUGUGACGUGCCCAUCACUCACGGCUGGGGGAAACACUGGUGGUUCCUGAGGAAGACCUGCUACCUGAUAGUAGAACACAACUGGUUUGAAACGCUCAUCAUUUUCAUGAUUCUCCUCAGCAGUGGAGCUUUGGCCUUUGAAGAUGUGUACAUAGAGCAAAGGAAGGUGACCAAAAUCAUUCUGGAGUAUGCCGACCGGGUCUUCACCUACAUCUUCAUCCUGGAGAUGUUGCUGAAAUGGGUGGCCUACGGCUUCGUCAAGUACUUCACCAACGCCUGGUGUUGGUUGGACUUCUUCAUUGUGGAUGUGUCUAUAGUCAGCCUUAUAGCUAAUGCGUUGGGCUUCUCCGAUCUAGGCCCGAUUAAAUCACUCAGGACACUGAGGGCCUUGAGACCCCUCAGGGCCCUGUCACGUUUUGAAGGGAUGAGGGUUGUUGUGAACGCCCUGGUGGGUGCAAUCCCCUCCAUCAUGAACGUGCUGCUGGUGUGUCUCAUCUUCUGGCUCAUCUUCAGCAUCAUGGGCGUCAAUCUGUUUGCCGGAAAGUAUGGUUACUGUUUCAAUCAAACGUCCGAGGAGUACUUUCUCCCGGAUGAAGUGAACAACAAAAGCGAGUGCUAUGAGCUCAUUAAUGCAAACGUAAGUGGAGUCAGAUGGAAGAAUGUCAAGAUCAAUUUUGACAACGUGGGUGCAGGAUACUUGGCUCUGCUGCAAGUGGCUACAUUCAAAGGCUGGAUGGACAUUAUGUAUGCGGCAAUAGAUUCCAGAAAGGUGGAAGACCAACCCCUGUAUGAAGACAACUUGUACAUGUACAUCUACUUUGUCAUCUUUAUCAUCUUCGGCUCCUUCUUCACCUUGAACCUGUUCAUUGGUGUCAUCAUCGACAACUUCAAUCAGCAAAAGAAAAAGUUUGGAGGUCAGGAUAUCUUCAUGACAGAGGAGCAGAAGAAAUACUACAACGCUAUGAAGAAACUGGGCUCCAAGAAGCCACAGAAACCAAUACCCAGGCCUCAGAACAAGAUCCAGGGAAUGGUGUUUGACUUUGUGACGCAGCAAGUGUUCGACAUCUCCAUCAUGAUGCUGAUCUGCCUCAACAUGGUCACCAUGAUGGUGGAGACAGACGACCAGUCAGAGGACACGGAGAAUGUGCUUUACUGGGUCAACUUCAUCUUCAUCGUGGUCUUCACCGGCGAGUUUCUGCUGAAGCUCUUUGCGCUGCGUCAUUAUUACUUCACCAACGGCUGGAACAUCUUCGACGUGGUGGUAGUCAUCCUCUCCAUUGUGGGGAUGUUCCUGGCCGACCUGAUCGAGAAAUACUUUGUGUCACCGACCCUCUUCAGAGUCAUUCGUCUGGCGCGUAUUGGUCGAAUCCUGCGACUCAUCAAGGGCGCCAAAGGCAUCAGAACUCUGCUGUUUGCCCUCAUGAUGUCGCUGCCCGCCUUGUUCAACAUUGGCCUGCUGCUCUUCCUGGUCAUGUUCAUUUUCUCCAUCUUCGGCAUGUCCAACUUCGGCUACGUGAAGCAUGGGGCUGGAAUCGACGACAUGUAUAACUUCGAGACCUUUGGAAACAGCAUGAUCAUCCUGUUUAUGAUCACCACGUCGGCCGGCUGGGACGGACUGCUGCUGCCAAUUCUCAACUACGACCCGGACUGCGAUCCCCUUCUGGAGAACCCCGGCACCCCUGCCACGGGAGACUGCGGAAACCCGUCCGUGGGCAUCUUCUUCUUCGUGAUGUAUAUCAUCAUUUCUUUCCUAAUUGUGGUCAACAUGUACAUUGCCAUCAUCCUGGAAAACUUCAGUGUGGCCACAGAGGAGAGCGCCGACCCGCUCAGUGAGGAUGACUUUGAGACCUUUUAUGAAAUUUGGGAGAAGUUUGAUCCGGACGCCUCCCAGUUCAUCACCUAUGCCAAGCUUUCUGACUUUGCUGACGCCCUGGAACACCCGCUCCGCGUCCCCAAGCCUAACACCAUCGAGCUGAUUGCAAUGGACAUGCCGAUGGUGAGUGGAGACCGCAUCCACUGCCUGGACAUCCUGUUUGCCUUCACCAAGCGCGUGUUGGGCGACAGCGGUGAGCUGGACAUGCUGCGGCAACAGAUGGAGGAGCGUUUCGUGGCGGCCAAUCCUUCCAAGGUCUCGUACGAGCCCAUCACGACCACCCUGAGGCGCAAGCAGGAGGACGUGUCCGCCAGAAUCAUCCAGAGGGCCUACCGCUUCUACCUGGCGAGGCGGGGCUUCGUCUGUAAGCGCAAGCCGGCAAAUAACAAAGUGGAGAAUGAUGACAACAAUCAGGAGCAAGAAAAGAAGGAGGGCACUCCCUCAACUGCCUCCCUGCCUUCUUAUGACAGUGUAACCAAGCCUGACAAGGAGAAGCAGGAUGACAACAACGAGGGCAAGGGAGGAAGGAAAGAGAAAGGGCGAAACCAAAAAGACAUCAGGGAAUCUAAAUGUUAGAGCGUUGGAUUAAUAAUCACAGUAAUAAUAAAGAUUAUAAUAAUGCAACUUCAAGCAAAGCGAGAGGAAACUCACCCACACAGAUGUACAGAUUAUUUCAUUUGCAAGUCAGAAAAAAAUAGUAUUCAGUAAUUUUGUUUACAGACUUCAUUCUUAUAUUGAUGCAGAGGGAAGCAGCUUGGUCUGUUGCGGCUUGAAGACUCUUGAACUAUAGUCAAACCAAACAUAAUCAACAUACUGUGUGACAUCGUAUCUAGACUACUGAGCUUAACAAGAGGACUCGAAGGCAGACGGGAAAAUGUCUGUUGCUCACUUACCACUGGUCUAUAGAUGAGACGAGUAUCUACACCAAGAGGUGGAACGAAAAAAAUGAAUCGAGAACAGGAAAUCUGACGCCUGGAUGCAAGUAACGGAUUCCUAUGGAAGGCAGUACUAUGAGAGGAAAACAAGGAAGCUGCUUGAUGCUGAAGAAUUGUUCUUUUGAUGCAGCCACCGAGUGUUUCUUUGUCGUUUAGUACUAAACUGUAAAAAGGAGCAAAUGACACACUCACUCUAUGAGCGAACAGAAGGAUGACUGAGUGAAAGACACAAAUACUAGUGUUUGAAGUACUUUUUUUGUUUCACUAAAGCUAGAAAUUGUUUGAGCAGCAAAAAUGCAAACA
Messenger RNA from Salarias fasciatus (jewelled blenny), 6773 nucleotides. RefSeq names its product sodium channel, voltage gated, type VIII, alpha subunit b (gene scn8ab). Gene Ontology annotation, cellular component: voltage-gated sodium channel complex; plasma membrane. The transcript has 28 exons. Gene Ontology annotation, molecular function: calcium ion binding; voltage-gated sodium channel activity. The record is from RefSeq and is a predicted model, not a curated record. Gene Ontology annotation, biological process: sodium ion transmembrane transport; membrane depolarization during action potential; neuronal action potential. Lineage: Eukaryota; Metazoa; Chordata; Actinopteri; Blenniiformes; Blenniidae. The coding region runs from base 199 to 6111 and encodes 1970 amino acids.